Molecule: messenger RNA, 2199 nt
Organism: Exaiptasia diaphana
Lineage: Eukaryota; Metazoa; Cnidaria; Anthozoa; Actiniaria; Aiptasiidae
Product: SEC14-like protein 2
Exons: 15
Coding region: 155-1339 (394 amino acids)
Cellular component (GO): cytoplasm
Source: RefSeq, a predicted model, not a curated record
UUGACAGUUCAAACCGCGCCAAUUUGUUGUUGCAUGAGUGCUUUCUUAUUAUUUACACCAUUCGUGGAACGAAAAACCUUUCGUAGAUUUCCUGAGGACUAGAUACCGAACAGUGAACAUAAGAAGUCUAUAGCGAAUUAAAAUCUGUGAAGAAAUGAUCCUCAACAAGGAAGAAUUGGACGAGAACCAAAAAGCAGCGUUGAACAAGUUCAAGGAACAAGUCCAAAGCAAUCUGAAGGAUCAUCAUGAUGACCAUUUCUUGAUUAAAUGGCUUCAAGCUACUGAUUUUGAUGCUCAAAAAGCAGAAGACAUGUUUCGCCAGAGUCUUUGGAUAAGGAAAAAGUUUGACUUAGAUUCUGUUUUGUCAUCAUACCAUCCUCCAGAGGUUCUCUUGAAGUAUGAUCCUGGUGGUUUCUAUGGUUAUGACAAGGAAGGCUCACCAAUCUUUGUGGAUCCACUAGGACAAGUUGACUUCAGAGGUAUUCUUCAUUCUGCUAAGAAAGAGCAAGUGUUGAAGUUCAAGGGUUAUCGUGCUGAACUUGGGUUGAAGAUGGCUAGAGAAAAAUCCAAAGAGUUGAAUAAGCCAGUUUGUCAGGUUACAUGUAUCAUUGAUAUGGAAGGAUUUGGCUUGAAACACUUAUGGGGACCAGGUAUUGAUCUCUUUAACAAUGUACUGACGAUGUACGAACACAAUUUUCCUGGAUACUGGAAGAGAAUCUUUGUCAUCAAAGCUUCUUCUAUUGUACCUACUGGAUACAGUUUAUGCAAACCAUUUCUGAGUGAAUACACAAAGGACCGAAUUAAGAUAUUUGGUGCUGACUGGAAGGAAAAACUACAGAAGUACAUUGAUGUUGACAAUCUACCAGAAUACUAUGGUGGUACAGGUUGCGAUGAAAAUGAUCCCAAGUGUAGCUCCAAGAUUUGCUAUGGAGGAAUAAUACCUGAAAGCUAUUACCUGGCAAAAAAGCCCUUUGGCCAGGCAGAUGGUUCUACCGUGGCUACAGUAGACAGGGGCAAGAAACUGGAAAUAGUGAAAGAAAUAGAAACACCAGGAAGCAUACUUAGUUGGGAAUUUAGAACCCAAGAACAUGACAUUGGGUUUGGUAUCUUCCUGUGCUCUCCAACACUAGAUGACCAAGAUGAUAUGGAUGAUGUGCUUCCUAUACAAAGAGUAAACAGCCAUCUCUCACCAGAGAUUGGUUCCUUUGAAUGCGAAUGUUCAGGAAAAUAUGUUAUAAGAUUUGAUAACACCUACAGCUGGGUAAGAAAGAAAACUGUAGAAUAUAGUAUUGAUAUCAGCAUUCCUAGUGAAGGUAAACCAGAUCAAAAACAACAGUAAAAAAAAAAAAGAUUCAACACCAACUAUUCCAAAAUGUGUCUGUUGUACUAGGUCCAAGAUUAACACAGCUGAAUUCAUAUUGACAGUCAGGCUGAACCAAUGGAAUUUAGAUGUGUUGUGAUUAUGUUUGUACUGCUUGAAGGGAACCAGUCAGAGCAUAGGCCGCCCAACUAUUACUUUAGAGAAGAAAAAGGACAAAUACGCACGCUUUUACGUACGCUAGCGUUAUCGGCGCGCGCUCUUAGCAAUAUGCGUGUUACAUGUGGUAUUACAUCAAUGAUCCCUAGCCUCGCGGGAUCAAACUAGUCUUUCAUAGACUAGUUUUUGAUCCCAUGGGAUCAUUCAUGACGUUAUACCACAGGUAAUCUGCAUUUUGCCAAGAGCGCGCGCCGAUAACAAAAGUGUGCGCAUUUCAGCCUUUUCUUUCUCUCAAGCAAUAGUUGGGCGGCCUAUGGUCAGAGUUGCUUUUAUUUAGCACCAAAUUAAAAAUGAAAUGAUUGAAUAUGAAAUUUGUUAUGGCCUGAACAACAGUGAUUAGUUGGAAUAGUUGGAUAAAAUAGUAAUAUUUAUUUUAGGGUGAUAAUUUGAUAACGAAUUAUGGGUGCUAAGGUUAAAAUAAGAAAUGUUCAAAUUAUUUCCAAUUAGCUUAUUCUUUGAAAAAGAAUUAGUUAAAAUAUCUAAAUGGUAUUUUUUUUAGAGGUUAAAAUUUGUAAAUUAUACAAUUAAACUACUGAGUAGGUAAUGUAUUUAAGGAGAUUUCUGUUGGUUGUGAGCUAAAUUGCCUUAAUGCAGAGUCUUGCUGUAAAACAUCUGAAUUUCAAAUGGACGAUUUUGAUGGCUGAGUGGCUGGCCACCACUAA